Messenger RNA from Oryza sativa Japonica Group (Japanese rice), 1871 nucleotides. Lineage: Eukaryota; Viridiplantae; Streptophyta; Magnoliopsida; Poales; Poaceae. The record is from RefSeq and is a predicted model, not a curated record.
CACCUUCCCCCUCCUCCUCAUCCUUGCCUUGCCUAGCUACUCUCAUAUCUCACCCUACUUACUUACUUCCUCGCUCUCGCUGUCCCUCGCUCACUCUCACAGUCUCACUCCGGCCGGUCAGGCGCGGGCGGCUAUGGCGGCGAGGGUGGUGUGGGUGAACGGGCCGAUCGUGGUCGGGGCGGGGCCGGCGGGGCUGUCGGUGGCGGCGUGCCUGCGCGAGCGCGGCGUGCCGUCGGUGCUCCUGGAGCGCGCCGACUGCAUCGCGUCGCUGUGGCAGCGCCGCACCUACGACCGCCUCCGCCUCCACCUCCCCAAGCACUUCUGCGAGCUCCCCGGGAUGCCCUUCCCGGACGGCUACCCGGAGUACCCCGACCGCCGCCAGUUCGUCGACUACCUCCAGGCCUACGCCGCGCGCGCCGGCGUCGAGCCGCGCUUCAACCAGUCCGUCACCUCCGCGCGCUACGACGACGCCGCGGGGCUCUGGCGCGUGCGCGCCGAGGACGUCAGCGUCGAUGCGGCGGGCGACGUCACGGAGUACAUCGGGCGGUGGCUGGUGGUGGCCACGGGGGAGAACGCGGAGCGCGUCGUGCCGGAGAUCGACGGCGCGGACGACUUCGAGGGCCCCGUGUCCCACGUCGCCGAGUACAAGUCCGGCGCCGCGUACCGCGGCAAGCGCGUCCUCGUCGUCGGCUGCGGCAACUCCGGCAUGGAGGUCUGCCUCGACCUCUGCCACCACAAUGCCCUCCCCGCCAUGGUCGUCCGGGACUCGAAGGUGCACGUCCUGCCGCGGGAGAUGCUGGGCGUGGCGACGUUCUCGGUGGCCGUCUUCCUCCUCCGGUUCCUGCCGCUGUGGGUGGUGGACAGGAUCCUGGUCGUCCUGGCAUGGCUCUUCCUCGGCGACCUCGCCAAGAUCGGCAUCACCAGGCCAUCCAGGGGGCCCCUCGAGCUCAAGAACACCAGGGGGAGGACGCCCGUGCUCGACAUCGGCGCGCUCGCCAGGAUCCGCUCCGGCGACAUCGAGGUCGUGCCCGGGAUCAGGAGGCUCCUCCGCGGCGGCGCCGAGCUCGUCGACGGCCGCCGCGUCCCGGCCGACGCCGUCAUACUGGCCACCGGAUACCAAAGCAACGUCCCCCAGUGGCUCAAGGGAAGUGACUUCUUCACACAAGAGGGGUACCCAAGGGUGCCAUUCCCAGAUGGUUGGAAGGGGGAGUCAGGGCUCUACUCUGUUGGCUUCACAAGGAGAGGCCUCUCUGGUGUCUCCUCAGAUGCUGUUAAGGUUGCACAGGACAUUGCCAUGGCAUGGAACCACCAAACCGCCACCACAAGAUGAUUGAUUUAACUUGCUAAGGAAUUAACCAUGAUCAGCUUGCUAACUGCAAACAAAUUGCAAUUAAUCAAAUAUCUUGAGGCGCAACAUGGCACUCAACUGGCUAAGAACUGCAUGCUACAAACUCUGUUCAGAGACAGACACCAAAAUAUUCAGAAACCAAGUCAGGGUCCAAAAAAAAACUAUAAAACAGGGGGGAGAUGAAGCUUCAGAGUAGAUGAAGCUUCAGAGUUCAGGAGAUGGAUGCCACAACAAAGGGGAAAAAAAGGGGUGCUAUGGAUGCUAGGUUUAACAUUGAUGAGGAGGCCAGAUUAAGAUGCAUCAAGUAGAGCCCAAAUUUUGUUGUACCCAUGGGCCUUUAUGUACAGAAUGUUAUGUAGUGGAGCUUGUGUACAUCUAAUGGUUGGUAGGGAAUCUAGAGUUGACAUUCAUAUGUACUUGGUUAAUGUUUACGUAAUAUGGAGGUGAUGAUGAUGAGACGCAAUUUCGAUUUAUAAUAUUUCUUAAGUUUUUUUAAAAAAAUUAAUAAAUAGCCUUUAGUAAA